Messenger RNA from Bufo gargarizans (Asiatic toad), 3232 nucleotides. It is a transcript of the gene MAP4K1, whose product is annotated as mitogen-activated protein kinase kinase kinase kinase 1. The coding region runs from base 196 to 2685 and encodes 829 amino acids. Gene Ontology annotation, molecular function: MAP kinase kinase kinase kinase activity; ATP binding. The transcript is spliced from 31 exons. Lineage: Eukaryota; Metazoa; Chordata; Amphibia; Anura; Bufonidae. Gene Ontology annotation, biological process: protein phosphorylation. The record is from RefSeq and is a predicted model, not a curated record.
UCCUCUUCUCUGUACGGGUAUUCAUCACUGUGUGAAACCACUAGAGCUCUGCAAGAUGUGUCUAGGGAGCAGAUGGUGAUACAAGACCGAACUUUCAGGAAACUGCAGGGACUCGUGUCGGCCAAUCGUAGUGCACAGCGCUCGGGCACCCACUGACUGCUGCCGGUGACACUCGCACAUUGUUAAGUGUGCAGAAUGGAUGUGCAGGGUCGACUGGAUAUUUCCAAUCGAGACCCCCAGGAUGUGUACGAGCUGAUACACCGGCUGGGUAGCGGGAGCUAUGGGGAAGUUUAUAAGACAAGAAACAAGGUGAGCGGGGAGCUGGCUGCAGUGAAAAUUGUCAAGGAGGAGUCUGAAGAAGACUUCUCUGUUAUCCAGCAGGAGGUUAUCAUGCUGAAGAGCUGCGCUCACAAAAACAUAGUGACAUACUAUGGAAGCUACAUGAGGGCAAAGAAGUUGUGGAUUUGCAUGGAGUUCUGUGGAGGAGGUUCUCUGCAAGACAUAUAUCAAGUUACAGGAGCACUGUCUGAGCUACAAGUUGCUUACGUGUGUAGAGAAACCCUUCAAGGUUUAUCCUACCUUCAUAACCAAGGGAAGAUGCACAGGGACAUUAAGGGAGCCAAUAUUCUUCUAAAUGACAGUGGAGAUGUUAAAUUGGCUGAUUUUGGAAUUUCCGCUCAGCUCACAGCAACUUUUGCUAGAAGGAAUUCCUUUAUUGGCACUCCUUAUUGGAUGGCUCCAGAAGUGGCCGCGGUUGAACUGAAAGGAGGAUACACAGAACUAUGUGAUGUCUGGUCUCUGGGAAUCACGGCCAUUGAGCUUACUGAGCUACAACCACCUAUGUUUCAUGUACAUCCCUUGAGGGUUCUCUUCUUAAUGUCUAAAAGUGGUUAUCAACCCCCUAAAUUGAAGGAUAAGUCAAAGUGGUCUGCUGCAUUUCACAACUUUAUCAAGGUAGCAUUAACUAAAAACCCCAAGAAGAGACCAAGUGCGUCCAAGUUGCUCACGCAUCAGUUCGUCGCCCAGACAGGACUUGGUCCUUUUCUUACGAUGGAAUUGUUGGAAAAACUGAGAAAUCCAGAAAAAAAUAAUGAAACUUCAAAUGCGGAAGAAGAGGAUGACAUGGAGUUCCUAUCAACCUUUUCGCGAAUCCUCUCGAAAAAACGUCUCCCGAAAGUUGGACGUUCAUCAUCAGACAUCCAGUUGAAUAAGAUCAACUUAAAUCACCCUCCAAAAGCGAAAAUGGAAGGACCAAGUGUUCCAAAGGCUGACCUAGAACCUAGUCAAGCUCAGAGCACUGCCAGUACAGCUCCAUAUAUCAGUUUCUGUUCUGAUGAAGAUGAUGACUAUGAUGAUGUUGACAUACCCGGCAGCAUGGAUCUCUACAGCGGCUCAUCUCCUGAGGAUUCUCCUCCUCCAUUACCUCCUAAGCCCAGAUUUCGCACUUCUUCUGCUGAUAUAAAGAGAGAUCAGGACAGACUGCACACUCCCACCACUCUGGUCAGGUGCUACAGCGGGCCAAGUGUACCAAGAAGUCCAGCUCAGGCCUCGCCAGAGAGCUUGAGAAACCAGUUACCUGCUGCCAGUUCCGAACCGUCCCUCUUAGUGCAAGAUCUUAUGAAAAAACUGCCUCCAUCUUUGCCCCCAAAGAAAGGAAGAAUACAAGCAAAACAGACUGACUUCCAACUGAAGAAAAUCUUUAAUGGAUGUCCCUUAAAAAUUCAUUCGGCAACGACCUGGGGUCAUUCAACCUCAAAAGAUAUACAUGUGAUACUGGGAACCGAGCAAGGAAUCUUCACCUUAAACCGCUCAGAGUCACAGCCAUCUCUAGACCUACUAUUUCCGGGUCGGACAACAUGGGUCUACUCUAUCAACAACGUACUGAUGUCCAUCACGGGUAAAGUCCCCCAACUAUACUCCCACAGCCUUGUGACUCUCCAUGAGCAAAUUCGGAGAGAGUGUCGUUUGGGUCAUAUUCCUACGCAUAGACUCCUGCUCAGGAAGAAAUCUGCAACCAGCAAAAUACCAGACACUAAGGGCUGCAAAAGUUGUUGUGUGGCUCACAACGACACAUCAGGCAGCUGGUUCCUUUGUGCCGCUCUGGAGGCCUCAGUAAUUUUGUUGGAAUGGUAUCAACCUCUUGAAAAGUUCAUGUUGCUAAAGCACUUUGACUUCCCCUUGCCAUGCCCCUUGAAGAUAUUUGAAAUGUUGGUGCUGCCAGGAGAACAGUACCCAGUAGUGUGUAUUGGGGUUAGCAAGGAGUCAUCUCCUCAUGGCAAAAUUCAUUUUCGGACCAUCAACCUCAAUUCACUGACCUCCUGGUUCACAGACCACAGAGACGAGGACCCAUGGACAGGUCCAGUGCAGGUUACGCAGAUUGGAUAUGAUCAAGUCUUGGUACUCACAGAGAAUACACUAAAUUUCGUGAACCAUAGAGGAGAAUCACAGCAUUCAGUUUGUCUUCCUACUUUUUCUUUCCCAGUAGACUCCAUAGCUCUUUCUGGAGACUAUGUCCUGGUUUUAAGGAACAGAGGCUUCCAGGUACGGAAAUUGCAGUCAUCAGAGGUUCUGGUUGACUGUUCAGAUCGCAGUUUACGCUUGUUGUCUUCAGACAGAAGAAAGAUCAUAGUGGAGGCUCCACAGGCUGACAACAGCAACACAAACUUAUACAUCCAUGAAUGUUAACCUUCCAAUGGACAAGAUAAUAAUCCUCAUCUACUGGAUCCCUAAGUACUAAUCCAGGAUCUUCUGUACCCGACCCCUUCAUGCUGCACACCUGCUGGGAAGGAGCUGGGAACCCAUGAGGGUAUGUUCACAUGGGCAAAACCUGAUGCUCGUCUGUAGAAAACGGGCAUUUUCUGCUGCAUAAUGCACAUUCAAAAAGCCAUCGGCAACUUUCCAUCGACCACCAAAAAAAGACCAGCUGAUGAUUUUGCCACUGAUCUACCACUGAUUUUUCUGCUGUGAAUUUUGCCAUGUGAACCUUGCCUAGAAAGACAUUACUUGUUGUGACCCCCUUGUAAGACAUGGUUCUUCGGAUAAGGACUGGAAUCUGUAUUAUUAUAUAAGCUUUGCAUAUUGGCACUGCUGUGGCAGUAUUGUGGGAGAUACUGUCUGAAUGUCUAUGCAGUAAAACUGUCUCAUGCACUUUUAAUAUGUUUGUUGUACUUCUGUGGUUCUGGUCAGAAUGUGGACACCUAAUAAAAUUACAACGAUAUCUCAUAUUAAAAAA